Messenger RNA from Cladophialophora yegresii CBS 114405, 1098 nucleotides. RefSeq names its product D-malate dehydrogenase. Gene Ontology annotation, molecular function: oxidoreductase activity, acting on the CH-OH group of donors, NAD or NADP as acceptor; magnesium ion binding; NAD binding. The coding region runs from base 1 to 1098 and encodes 365 amino acids. NCBI's taxonomy places the organism in Eukaryota, Fungi, Ascomycota, Eurotiomycetes, Chaetothyriales, Herpotrichiellaceae. The transcript has a single exon. The record is from RefSeq and is a predicted model, not a curated record.
AUGGCCCAGCAACAGAAGAAACUCAAAAUCGCCGUCAUCCCCGGCGAUGGCAUCGGCACCGAGGUCAUGCCUUACGGCGUGCGCUGCCUGCAAGCCGCGGCCAAGGUGUUCGACAUGCAGCUCGACUUCGAGGAGUUCGACUUUGCAAGCUGCGAAUACUACCGCAAACACGGCGACAUGAUGCCGAAAGACUGGAACGCGACGCUCUCCAAAUUCGACGCCAUCUACUUCGGCGCCGUGGGCAUGCCGGAUCAGGUCCCCGACCACGUCAGCCUGUGGGGCAGCCUGUUGAAGUUCAGACGAGAGUUCGACCAGUACAUCAACCUGAGGCCCGCGCGGUUGAUGCCGGGCGUCAGAUGUCCACUGGCGGGCCGCAAGCCGGGGGACAUCGACUUCUGGAUCGUCCGGGAGAACACCGAGGGCGAGUACAGCAGCAUUGGGGGCAAGAUCUUCGAGGGCACAGAUCGAGAAACGGUCAUCCAAGAGACGGUCAUGACGCGGACGGGCGUCGACAGGGUGCUCAAGUACGCGUUUGAGCUCGCGCAGAGCCGGCCCAAGAGGCACCUGACGAGCGCGACCAAGAGCAACGGCAUCAGCAUCACGAUGCCGUACUGGGACACGCGCGUCGAGAACAUGCAACAGGCGUACCCGGACGUGAAAGUCGACAAGUAUCACAUUGACAUUUUGACGGCGCAUUUCGUCCAGCGGCCGCACGUCUUUGAUGUCAUCGUCGGCAGCAACCUGUUUGGCGAUAUUCUGUCGGACUUGGGUCCCGCGUGCACGGGCACCAUCGGGGUUGCGCCGUCCGGGAAUAUCAAUCCGACGGGCCAGUUUCCGAGUCUAUUCGAGCCUGUCCAUGGUAGCGCGCCGGAUAUCGCGGGGAAGGGGAUAGCGAAUCCCGUGGGAAUGAUCUGGGCGGGCCAGAUGAUGCUGGAACACUUUGGAUUCACGGAUGCGGCCGCAGCGGUACUAAAGGCCGUUGAGAAUGUGCUGGCGAGGUCGGAGGAUCAUGUCAUCACGGCGGACAUGGGAGGCAAAGGAAAUACUAAGAGUUUCGGCGAGGCUAUUGAGCAGGAGAUUCUGGCACUGGGGAAAUAG